UCAGUAUAGGCCUGAGGUGUAGAUUGUUCUGUAAAAACGUGUAGAUUUGCACAUAUAGUUACUAUUAGAGAGGUUAUGGAUUUAAAUCAACUAUUUUGAAUGUGAAGUGGAGGACGUGAAGACCAGUAAAGUUAAAAUGGCAGAGUCCAGAGUUCAUAAUCAGUUUAAACUCACCUCAGAAGACUAUGUGAGGGCUGAUGUUGGUGAAGUGGUCACCCUCCUCUGUCACCUCCCACCUGACACCAGUGCUGUUGCCACGACGAUCAGGUGGUUUAAAGAGACAGAGUGUAUUUACCUGUAUCAGAAUGGUCAGGUGACAGAGAGGAGUGGCUAUGAGGGCAGACUGAGUCUGAUCACCCAGGAGCUGGAGAGAGGCAACGUGUCUCUGAGGCUGAGAGACUUCAGGGAGUCAGAUACAGGAGACUACGUAUGUCAGGUCAUCCAUGGAGUACAGAAGGAGGAGGCUGCAGUGGGUUUAUGGGACAGAGGAGAAGAGGAAGAGGACUCAGGAUCAGAGUAUUUACAACAUGAGACCCAGGAGGACAAGCUGAAGAGGGAGGCAUCAGCUGGUGAGCUUGAGUUGAAGAUGGAAAAAGAAUUAAAAGAGAAAUUAAGACAGGAGAUGAUGAACCAACUAGAGGAGAAAGACACACAACUGGAUGAUAUGACCCAGGAAGUGAGAGAGAAAGACAGACUCCUGGAGGAGAAGAACCAGAUAAUGGGACAGAGGGAGAAACUAUUAGAAGAGAAAGAAAACCAACUGGAAGAGAAAGACAAGCAACUAAAGGAUAGAGACAUUCAACUAGAGGCACUGAGAAAGAACCUGCAGGACAAGAACAGCCAAGUAGAGAACUUCAGAGUCCUACUGCAGGAAAAAGACCUUCAACUAGAAGACAGCAACCACAGACUGGGGGAGAAGGACAGACUACUGGAAGAGAGAGACAAACGACUGGAAGAGAGAGACAAACGACUGGAAGAGAGAGACAAACGACUGGAAGAGAGAGACAAACGACUGGAAGAGAGAGACAAACAGCUGGAAGGGAGAGACAAACUACUGAAGGGAAAAGCAAAUGAACUAAAAGAGAGGAGGCAGGAAGUAGAAGAGAAAGAUAACCUACUAGAGGAGAGAGAGAAGCAGUUAAAGGAAAGAGACAAACAGGUGGAGGAUGUCAACAAUGAAAAUGCUGAACUGGCUCAACAGAUAUGUGUUGUGAAGACUGAGGUAGAGAGACUGAGAAGAGAGAUCUCAGCCCAGAUGACUGAACCUGGAGAGACGUCAGAUACAGGUUCCAUACUCCCAGUCAGGAAGAGACACAGCAAGGACCUUCCUCUAUCCAUCUAUAGUGGACCAUCCUCCGUUAUUCGGAAGAAGACCAAAUUGCAGCGUGUGGGAGGAGAGACCUCAGAUACAAACCCCACACUUCCACUGAGGAGGAGACACAGCAUGGAGUUACCUCCUCCAGAUAUGGGAGGAGAGAGCAGCAGUCCAGACUCCCCAGUGUCUCCCAAAUAACAGAACUGGAGAGACGGGUGAAAGAAGAGAGGGAUGAGGAGAAGAAAAUAAAGCUGGAGAGGGAGCUGAAGAGGGAGUCUGAUAGGAGGGAGGAGAUGGAGAGAAAGCUGGAGAGAUUUAGAGAGGAGAGAGAAUGGGAGGAGGGAGAUGGAGGAGAGACACAGACAGGAGAUAGAGGAGAUGAUGGAGAACUAUGAAGGAGAGGCCAGAGUUGAAGCAGAGAGAAUCCUGAUGAAGAUAGUCCUACCUGAGUUACAGAGGAACAUCAUGAUCUACAGAGAUAGACAGAUGAAGGAGAAGGAAAGACAGAUGGAGGAGAAGGAUAGACAUAUGGAGGAGAAGGAUAGACAUAUGGAGGAGAAGGAUGGAGAAAUGGAGAGACUAAGACAGAACUUGAAAGAGGUCAGUGAAGCUCACUCAGUGUUGGAGGGGAAACUGCUGCAAGAGGGGAGAGGUCAGAGGGCACUAAUAGUUAGAGAGACAACUGUUUUGUGUAGGGGUUAGAGAGGAGACUAGUUAGAGAGACAACUGUUUUGUGUAGG
Molecule: messenger RNA, 2055 nt
Organism: Salvelinus namaycush (lake trout)
Lineage: Eukaryota; Metazoa; Chordata; Actinopteri; Salmoniformes; Salmonidae
Product: trichohyalin-like
Exons: 12
Coding region: 137-1513 (458 amino acids)
Source: RefSeq, a predicted model, not a curated record